Sparassis crispa is the source of this 1560-nucleotide messenger RNA. RefSeq names its product Cytochrome P450 monooxygenase lepD. Lineage: Eukaryota; Fungi; Basidiomycota; Agaricomycetes; Polyporales; Sparassidaceae. The coding region runs from base 1 to 1560 and encodes 519 amino acids. The record is from RefSeq and is a predicted model, not a curated record. The transcript is spliced from 8 exons. Gene Ontology annotation, molecular function: monooxygenase activity; iron ion binding; heme binding.
AUGGAUGCAGCAAACUCAACCAUGACAUUCACGUCGUAUCUCAUUCCAGCUGUGAAUGCCUAUGCCUCUGCUCCAAUCUCUUGGUCUAUAUACGCGCUUGCGGCUGCUUUGGUUGCCGUUUCGUGGAAGCUCAGAAGGAGCUUUGCGCAAAGUCCUUCCAGCGUACCGAUCGUCAACGGGAGAGGCGAAGCCCUGCCUCACGCGGACGAAGACACGCGUUUCUCGCGGUUUAGUCAUGGCAAGGAGAUAGGUGACCAGUUGCUGAAGGAGCUGGGCCCUAUAUACACGUUCCAGGCGGGCAAAAUCCGUGAGCUUGUCCUGACGUCGCCAGAGGAUAUUAAAGUGUACUACAAGGAUGCAUUGGGGCGGGACGAGGAUAAGGCUCACAAGAAAGCCUUGGGCGCUAGCUUCGGAGACUAUAUGACACGAUUCUUGAGCAAGGCUGUAGGAUUUCAGUAUGGUUACUCCUGGAAACGCAUCAGGAACUCCUUGGAUCCGCAUUUUGUACGAAAAAUGGCCCUAGAUGCGAUUCCGUACAUGAAGUCGGACUUCGUCGAAUGGAUUGUCGCACUGCGCUCCAGCCCCCAAGCGACCGCGAUGGGACCAAAUCCCUCUGAUCCAUUUGAAAUCCAGGCUAUUGCAGCCACGAAAGAGCUGCCGUUCAAGGUCAUCUCAAAAUCGACUUACGGAGAGACCUUGACACCCGAUUGGUACGCAAGGCUGUGGGCACUCCAUCCGAUUCAUGAUGAAUGUAUGGCAAAUGCGAUCGGAAAUUCGUAUGCGACCCACUGGUGGUACCGCUUCAUGCCCACGGCAGCGAACCAGAGCCUUCGUGCGUUCAAGGACGGCUAUAAGUCAUUUAACCGGGAGAUCGUUGCUGAAUCUGAAAAGCGUGGACACGACACUGUGGCUGCACGGAUGUAUACAUCUGUUGUUGAUGGACUCAUCUCAGAAGACGAGUUCCACCAAACUCUGGAUGAGAUCCUGUUCGCCAACAUUGAUGUCACGUCCGUCGCACAGGCGUGGCUGCUUGUCGACCUCGGACUCUACCCAGAGAUACAGGAAGAAGUGCGUGCUGAGGUACUGGCAGUCGACGAGUCCAAUCCGAAGGCGCUCGAGACUUACCUCUCAUCUACCACGAAUCUUCUACACCUCGUGCACUCCGAGUCCGCACGACUGCAUCCCGUGCUAUGGUACAACAUCCCCGAAGUGAUAUCCGUCGAUAAGACAAUCAGCGGGUACCGUGUGCCCCGCGGAACGUCCGUGUGCGUGUCUACUUAUCAUCUGAACACGAACCCCUCCGUAUGGGGCACGGACGCGCAGACUUUCCGCCCCUCCCGCUUCACCGAGAUGCUGCCCAACAAGUACCGCCAUGCGUUUUGGCGCUACGGCCUUGGUCCACGCCAGUGCCUCGGAAAGAACUUCGCGCUGCUCAUUGUCAAGCUCGUCGCGAUGAAGGCGCUGAGGAAGUACCGCAUCGAAACUAUUGGGGAGAUCGGGUUUGAUAAGGCACAAUUCACUGUCACGCCACAGGCGCUCUUAAGAUUCACACCUUUGUGA